CGCUGUCCAUAGGCUGAUUGGCUGGCUGCCAUGUCACACCGAAAGAGAAUAGAGGGAUCGGGAGAGGGCUGCCUCCGUGGCCGGCUCGCCGGCACACACGACCCACAAAGUCACACACAGACACACACACACACACACACACACAUGCCUAUAUGCUCGACCCUCCUUCUUCUUCGUGUGGCUCGUCUGGCUGUUGUCGCAUCCAUGGAGAGCACGCGAAUGUAUGUGUGUUUGGGUGGCUGCUGGACGGCUGGCUGCGAGUGUUUCAAGAGAGAGGGGAGGGCAAACGGACCAGAUACGUUGCCAAGUGAAUUCAUUCGUUCACCAACUCGGUCGCAUUGCAAUGAGGUCUCUCGCUCACACACAGACACACGCAGGAACGGAAUAAAUAGAGGAAGCACACGCAGCAUCAGACAGGGUCUCUCACACAUGUGUCGCUCUAUUCGGCGACUGACCGCGACAGGAAGGGAAAAAAGGCCCCUUCUGCUGCCCUCUGUCGUCACACCACACACCGGGCACAGACACACAGACACACAGACAUACAGACAUACAUACAGACACACACGCAUACAAGCAUACAAAAGAAAGAGGCUGUGAGUGUCCGACCGGCUGACAGAUAAACCACCCAAGCCACGCACAGAGCACUCACUCACCCACUCACGACAAGCAGACAGACAGACAGACAGACAGACAACGCCAAGACUCUGUGUGCCUGCUCAACGUUGCACAAUGCACCACACACCACCUUGCUCAAAACCGACAGGCAAACAUUCAGCCAGGCGACGAGAGAGGAGCCCCCGGCCGCACACAUGAGUGUGUGACACACACAGCCGCCCCCCAUGUGUGUGUGUGGUUGCUCUCCCCUACUCUAUGCUGAUCAAACGCAGCUCAAUGUAGGGGCCAUAUCCUCCUGGCGCUAUGAUUUGCCUGACCUCCCCCUCCCGCAUCGACAGCACCGCCUCACGCUCACACUCAUACAGAUCAGACACACGAUACACCUCCCCACGGAUAUCGGCCCAUUUCUCCCGGCCGUCGAAUGCAUCAAACCACGAGAUGAGGUCGACCUUGACGGGGUCCUCGGGUGUCGGCACUCUGCCGGCGCCCUCCUGCACCACUCGAUGGCGGGCGCCAGAUGGGUAGCGAAUGAGGCCAUUGCCGUUGCUGUUGGCGGCUGACGACGAGCCCUCUUGCCGCUGACGCAGGGUGGCGCCGCCGCCACUGACCACACCCACACUGACCGACACACACACACACACACACACAAGCACGAUAAGAGCCCAUUGUUUGUCGGUGAAGUGUCCUCUUACUUCUCAUGCGGCAGGACGCCCUUGGGCAGCAGUGAUCUGCGCCCGUUUCUGUCCUUGGUGUAGAAGUUGACGCUCGUGCGGCAGAUCUCGAGUGGCAGAUAGAUGCGCUCUCUGGGACGGUCGGGCACCAACGCGUUGAGCUCGUAGAAAUACUCCCCCGGACGGGAGGCGUCGUCCAACACAUUGCGGCUGAACUCCAGCAGCCCGACGUCAACCACGUCACUCAUGACUGAUGGCUGCACACAUGCGCACACAUCAGAGAGUCACAGAUCUGUCUGCACUGUGUUUCUUGUACUGCUGUUUCGUACCAGUGCACUGAUGGGCCACUCGAGCUCCCUUCCUGUGAUCCUCUUUGCGAGCUCAACAU
Vitrella brassicaformis is the source of this 1674-nucleotide messenger RNA. NCBI's taxonomy places the organism in Eukaryota, Vitrellaceae. The record is from the annotation of a GenBank genome assembly.